Canariomyces notabilis is the source of this 1479-nucleotide messenger RNA. RefSeq names its product acid protease. Lineage: Eukaryota; Fungi; Ascomycota; Sordariomycetes; Sordariales; Chaetomiaceae. Gene Ontology annotation, molecular function: aspartic-type endopeptidase activity. Gene Ontology annotation, biological process: proteolysis. The transcript has 3 exons. The record is from RefSeq and is a predicted model, not a curated record. Bases 1 to 1479 code for a protein of 492 amino acids.
AUGGCAUUUCCCUUCCUUCGCUCUGUCUGCGCGUUGCUGCUCUUCGCCUUGUUAUGCCACAGCGCCGCAGCUCAGCACGAGCCGCACGACCAAGGCUGCGUCCACAUGCCCAUUGUCCAUUCGACCAAUGUUGGCUACUUUUCCAGCAGGCGCGGUGUCCAACUACAACUAGCCAACAGGUCCGACGUUGCUUACUAUGCUCAGCUCAGCUUGGGCACGCCGCCUCAGCCCGUAUAUGUCCAGUUGGACACUGGGUCCUUUGAGCUCUGGGUGAACCCAGACUGCAAUGCAGUCUCGGGUGCUGAUGCUGCCUUCUGCGAAAGGGCCGGGCAGUACGACGCAAGCAGGUCCUCGACGGUUAAUCCCUUGGGAACGACGAGGACGCUGCGAUAUGGCAUCGGGUCUGCCAAUAUCACCUACGUCACAGACACCAUCACCCUUGCCGGGAGCACCACUGCACUGGAAGCAGUUCAGUUUGGCGUCGCCACCUCGUCCGAGGACGCUUUCUCGGGGAUCCUCGGCAUCGGUUAUGGGAAGGGCAUCGCAACUAGGUAUUCCAACUUUGUCGACCAAUUAUCCGAACAAAACGCGACGAGGGUCAAGGCGUAUACCAUCGCACUGGGGAGCAAAGACGCUCAGGAAGGCGUCAUUGUGUUCGGCGGCAUUGACAGGUCCAAGUUUGCUGGCACCUUGGCUAGGCUCCCAAUCAUUCCCGCCGAAUCCUCCCCCGACCUUGUGCCCCGAUUCUGGAUUGAUAUGCAAUCCAUCUCGAUUACCCCCCCAGGCGGCAGGGCCCGUGUUUACGAUGGCAGCACCAUGCCUGUGUUUCUCGAUAGUGGGUCGACCAUGACACUGUUGCCACCGAACCUCACCAACACCAUUGCGAGCGACUUCGGAGUGCAAAACGUCGAUCCAGACGGCUUCAUCAGAAUCGACUGCGCUUUUGCCACCAUGAAUGGCACCCUGGACUUUGCAUUUGACGGCCUCACGGUCAAGGUCCCUUAUAAGGAGCUGAUACGUGAGGUCCCCAGUAAUCCGCCAGCCUGCUUCCUGGGCAUCACGCCGAGCGAGCGCUUCGCGUUGCUGGGAGACACAUUUAUGCGGUCAGCGUACAUUGUGUUUGAUCUCGAAUCAGACUCGGUCUGGAUGACGCAAGCCGCCAACUGCGGCUCUACCCCGGCCGCCCUCAACAACGUGAGGGACCUGUCUGCGGUCGUGGGCGCCUGCGGCUCGACAAACUCGGCAGUAACAGGAACCAGCGGCACGGUGAUUCCCGGUACAGGAACUCAGAAUGGUGCCGCCCAAUCCAGGCCUAUCUCGGCUACAGGCGGCGCCGCCUCAACGUCAGGGACUGCUACCAGCGCUCAGGACAGAUCACAGCGUACGGCAUCCCGGGCUUCAUCAUCCCGACUGGAACCUAGGGGGAUUGUGUGGAGUUUGGUGGCGGUCAUGGCGCUACGGAUUCUUAGCAGGGUAUGA